Durusdinium trenchii is the source of this 855-nucleotide messenger RNA. The record is from the annotation of a GenBank genome assembly. NCBI's taxonomy places the organism in Eukaryota, Dinophyceae, Suessiales, Symbiodiniaceae.
AUGCGCUAUGAUGGAAGUUGUACCGACCAUCCUGAAGCCUCGCGGAACUUGACGCUACUUCUGGAGAAAGACUAUCACAGUUGUGCUGAAAUCCCUGGUGCCAGCUGCAUGCAUGAGCUGGUUGCUGGGAUGUGCCCCUGGUCGUGCUUGCAAUGUGUCCCUGCGGAUCCCGAAGUCGUUGCCGAACAUGCUUUGCUGCACGAGGAUAUCAUGAAGUAUUGCGAUGAUGCCAACUGCCAGACUGCAGAUGAGGAGGGCUCCAUUUGCAAGACUGCCAAUCCACACGCUCAGCAAGUUCCGUGUUUGAGCUUGCUGAAGGCCUACUGCGACGAUGCUGGAUGUCGCAGCGCUGAUGUGGAUGGAAGGGACUGCAGAGCAAGGAACCCUCUGGCUCAGCAGAUCGAAUGCGUUGUACUUACUGAGGAUAAGAUGAUCGACGUAAAGACUGCCAAUGCCUCCUCAGAUUGCGUAAACCUGCCGAACACGGGAAUCAAGUUCAAAGGUGGCGCUCAGGCUUCCUGUCCAGAUUUGCAAAGCUAUUGUGCGCACGCCACAUACGGCGAAACGGUGCGCAAGGCUUGUCCGGAGACCUGUCUGGACGAAGGGUAUCCUUGCAAUGCGUCUCGCGCCCUGACAGCUUUUCGUGGCGAUGAUGAAGGAUGCCGCGACAGACCAAUGCACGAGUCGCCAGUUCUGUUGCUCCGCGGCAAAGCCCAAGAGUGCUCCAAUGUUAGUUUCUACUGCCUUCAUCAUUCAAACUCUUCUGCCGUGCAGAAGAAAUGUCCAUUCAGCUGCGGCGCAUGUGUACCAAAGACCGGCUAUCAGCAUGAAGAGGAUGACGAGAACGCUGACUAG